AUGGAAGCUGUGAAGGGGAAUGAGAUCAAUCCGGUUGUCAUAUGCGGCAUGGGAGGUAUUGGGAAGACAACAUUGAUGGGGGAAGUUGUUAACAGAGCAAAGAAAGAGGGUCUGUUUGAUGAGUAUACAAAGGCAACUGUUAAAGAAACUCUUGACAAAACUCCUGACAUUUGUCUGAUUCAAGAUGAACUUGCUCGAUAUCUAGGUCUUCCACUUGAAGGAAAAGAAAUAGAUGCAAGAGCAAACAAGAUACGUCAAAGAUUAUCUGCAGGUGCCAAGAAGGUUCUUGUAAUAUUAGACAAUGUUUCGACAACAAACCCAGACUUUUUGUGGGAAGUAGGGAUUCCUCGUGAUCAGAAUAGUUGUAAGCUCUUAGUAACAUCAAGAGAACGAGAUGUAUUCAAGGACAUUGACACAAAAAAGAAUUUCCCCAUCAGUGAUUUGCCAGAAAAUGAGGCCUGGAGCUUGUUCAAGAAGACAGCAGGAGGUUUGAUUGAAUCUGAUCCCGAUUUGCAUUUGGUAGCAAAACAGGUUGUGAAGGAAUGUGCAGGGUUGCCAAUUGCAAUUUCAACUGUUGGAAGGGCGCUACAUGGUGAAGGAAUUGCAAUUUGGAAGAAUGCACUUAGGGAAAUGGAAAAGGCUUGCCCAGAAAAUGUUCCAGGAGUGAUAGAUCAUGUAUUUGGGCUUGGGCUUGGGAUCUUUAAAGGGUUUGAUUCAAUGGCUGAAGGAAGAAACUUGAUAAGAAAGAGUGUGAGAAUGCAUGAUGUGGUGCGCGAUGUAGCCUUGCAUAUAGCCUCUGAAGGGAUGACUCAAAAGAAAAGUGAUGAGGUUAAAGAGAGAAUUGUGGUAAGACACUCGGUGGAAACUGUGAAGUCUGGAUUGGCCAAAGAGUCGUGUUUCCGAGCAAUCUACUUACUGCAGUUCACUGUGUAUUGGUGGGCUUUCGGAGCUAUUACUGUUAAGAUGCAUAAUUGA
This is a messenger RNA of Rosa chinensis, 975 nucleotides long. RefSeq names its product probable disease resistance protein At4g27220. Gene Ontology annotation, molecular function: ADP binding. Lineage: Eukaryota; Viridiplantae; Streptophyta; Magnoliopsida; Rosales; Rosaceae. The record is from RefSeq and is a predicted model, not a curated record. The transcript is spliced from 3 exons. The coding region runs from base 1 to 975 and encodes 324 amino acids.